Messenger RNA from Cuscuta epithymum, 1692 nucleotides. The record is from the annotation of a GenBank genome assembly. NCBI's taxonomy places the organism in Eukaryota, Viridiplantae, Streptophyta, Magnoliopsida, Solanales, Convolvulaceae.
UAUUUUGAGUAUCCAAUAUAGUACUCCGGUCAAUUUUUUUCUUUAGGUUUACGGCAUAACAAAGCCCUUCUAGAAACCGCUUAAAAUUAAGCGCGCAGCGGCAACUCAGUGAGCAAUCGGAAUCGGAUACUGAGAUGUCGAAAACGCUGGUGCAGCCGGUCGGCCAAAAACGGCUGACGAACGUCGCCGUCGUCCGUCUCAAAAAGCACGGAAAUCGUUUCGAAAUCGCAUGCUACAAGAACAAAGUCCUCUCCUGGCGCUCCAACGUAGAGAAGGAUGUUGAUGAAGUCCUGCAAUCGCACACUGUGUAUUCCAAUGUCUCCAAGGGAGUUCUAGCCAAAUCCAAAGAUUUGAUUGCGGCUUUUGGGACUGAUGAUCAGGAAAAAGUCUGUUUGGAGAUUUUGGAGAAAGGAGAGCUACAAGUCGCAGGGAAGGAGAGGGAAUCACAAUUUUCGAGUCAAUUCAAGGAUAUUGCUACAAUAGUCAUGCAGAAGACAAUCAACCCUGAAACUCAGUAUCCAUAUACCAUAAGCAUGAUUGAACGCCUAAUGCAUGAAGUACACUUUGCUGUUGACCCGCAUAGUAGCUCAAAAAAACAAGCACUGGAGGUCAUCCGUGAGCUUCAAAAGCAUUAUCCGAUUAAACGGGCUCCAAUGAGGUUACGCCUGACCAUACCAGUACACCACAACACUUCCAUAUUGGAGAAACUUAAGGAGUGGAAUGUUGGUGUUAUUUCAAGAGAAGAAGCUGCAAGUCAGCUUUCUAUUAUUUGUGAUAUAGAACCACACCUUUUUCGAGAUUGUGAUGCCUUGGUAAGGGAUUUUCAAGGGAGGUUGGAAAUCAUUGCAGCUAACAUAAAUGUCGAAGGCGACACACUUGUGGAUCAGUAUGAUGAUCAUGAGGAUGAGCCAUCAAGCCUGAGUGAAAAGAUGCAAAAGCACACGAUCACUUCUGAGAUUGAAAAUCCCAAGGGAGAGAAAAAGCAGAACAAGUCAACAAAGAGUAGUGGGAGCACAGAAGGAGAAGGGAAACUGAACAAGUGCAGCACAUGCAAUGCAUCGAUUGGAGAUGCAAAAGAGUACAGGGAGCACUUCAAGAGUGAGUGGCACAAACACAACCUGAAGCGGAAGACUAGGCAGCUUCCUCCUCUCACUGCUGAAGAGUGUAUAUCUGAAGUGGAACUUAGUGACUCAAAGGAUGACCUGAAGGAAUAUUCAUUUUGAGAGGUGGGUACAAGAUUCUUAGGUUGCAAGCAUCACAGUAAUAUGGUCUGUAAUGUUGGUGGGUCACAUUUCUGGGGUUUUUGUCUUUUGAAUCUGAAAUAUGCAGUGUUACGUACUUGCAUCAUAAUUUUUCAGAGCGUGAUGAAUUUUUUAGUUUUAACUGAAGGAGCGUGAUAUACUAUUGGUGGUUUUGUUCGCACAUGUCCCAGUGUUGGUUACUUGCUGUUGCUGGUGCCAGGUGAAAUGCAUUGUAGAAUACUUUAAGCUCUAUUUUUUAUCACCUGCAUUAUCCCAUUAAGAUACUGUAAAUAAUUAGUUUUGUAAAAACUCUUUUAAUCCAAUUUAGGGGAUACUCAAUCAUAUCCACUCCAUGGGUUUUUAUUGGUUGCCAUCUCAAGAACUGUAAAACCUCCUAAUCCAUGUGUACAUAUCCACUUCUGCUGCAAUUCAAGUCGAAAUUUGGCUGUCC